ACAGCUGGAAUGAGGAGCAGGGAGGGAGCAAUGAUUGGCUUAGAGUCAGCAGCAGGGUGUGUCCAGGCGGCCCCGAUGAAGCAUUUACCUGUCUAGGUAAGUCAGGACGAGGUCAAAAGAAGAAAACAGUGGGAGUCGCCGCGCCGAGACGCAAGCCGCCUCCAUCUCUGCCCUCUGCAAUAGAAGGGCAUUACUUUCUUCUCUUCAGACCCCCAACCCAGAGAAGGCCCAGCUUGGGACAUUCUUCACUUCCAUUCACUCCCCCCCUGGGAGCCCCUUUCGCCACCCCCGUGCCUUGCUUCAGGCGAUGCCCAAGAGGGAGCUUUGGCCAGCAGGGCUGUGCUCAGAACCCGUGACCCACAUCGGCAGCUGUGACAGCAUGAUGAGCGCCACCUCCACCCACUCUGGAGCUCAGGGUGACAGCAGCUACGACUUCCUGUCUGCUGAAGAGAAGGAGUGUCUGCUCUUCCUGGAGAAGACCAUUGGCUCACUGGAGGCUGAGGCUGACAGCGGACUGUCCACAGACGAAUCAGAGCCAGCUACCAGUCCUCGAAGUCUCCGAGCACCACCCAGCACCCAACGGGUGCCCCAGGGAAAGCCAGAGGCGAUAGACAUUCAACAAGUGCCAGCGCCAAAGAGAGUGGCCGAGUUCUCCGAUCCCCCUGAGUCUCACAGCCUGAGCCUCAGGUCUGGUUCCUACAGCCUUCCCAGAAACCUUCAUCUUGGCAGAAGCCAGAACCUCAGGGAAAACGCCACCCAGACUAACAGCCCCAUCUCUGAAGCAUCUGAGAUAUUCUUAGCAGAGUCUGAAAAAAGGCAGACCAGCCAGGACACGAAGCCCAUCCAGCCACUGGCCCCUUCCCAGAAGGCUACCCUUGACCUGAACAAGGUUCUCAUCCCCCCACCAGAGGCUUUCCAGGACAUUAGGCCAAAGCAGAGUAGGGAAGAGAGCCCACCUAAAGAGCCAGGAGAACAGAUACACACGCCACAGGUCCAUACUUCAGACAGCUCCCAGAGGGAAGAGAAAAUGUCUUCAGAAAUGAUGUCCUAUAAAGCCACUGAGAAAGCCUGGACAGAGGGUCCACCGCAACCACAGCUGCCUCCUACCCAACCGUCUCAGAAUGCAAACGCUGAAGAGGCUCCCCUACCAUCAGGGGUCAAGCCAAACCUCCAACAGGCUGCUCCCACAGCCGCAAAGCCACGUAGGCUGCCACCUAAUAUUGUCCUGAAGAGCAGCCGAGGCAGUUUCCACAGCCAUCCCCAGAACUGGCUGUCAAAUCACACCGAAGCUCCAGAUUCUGGCCCAGUCACCUCUUCUCUACAUGAACAAAGGAAAGCCCGCAGAGAGGCUCUGGAAAAGCUAGGGCUGCCCCAAGAUCAAGAGGAUCCCAGCCUUCUUGUAAAUAAACAUACCAGUGCCCUCAAAGCCAAGGAUCCUCAGGCUCAGAGCCCUCCGCAGGCCCAGGCUCCCGUUCAGCCAGCGUCCCCAGCUCUGGUCUCAGGAGCUGCUUCUGGAGCAGGAAAAGCUUCCCCAGUGAAGGCUAUCACUCCUGUGGCCUCUCCAGGCAAAGGGUGGAUUCCUGCCCAGGAAAUCCCUCCAGGAAAUGUUGCAGCUACCAAGUCUAUGCCCAUUCCUAUUCCUAAGGCCUCAAAGGUGGACAGUUCCCUGACACAGCCCAAGCCUGACCCACGGCUGACCCUCCAGGAAAGUAGCAUCCCUGGCCUGAGACAGAUCAAUUUCAAGUCCAACACUCUGGAGCGUUCAGGUGUGGGCUUGAGCAGCUAUCUCUUGGCGGCUGAGAAAAAGCCCAGCUGCCAAACCAGCACAUCUCUGGGAAAGAGCCCUGUCUCAGACAAAGUUUCAGCCAGCAUCUUGCGUAAUUCCCAGCCCCGGCCUGCCUCCUUGGGCAUGGGAAAGGACUUUGCAGGAAUCCAGGGGGGCAGGCUGGUCGACCUGGAGCAAGGCCAGUGCUCCCAGCAGAUGUCCUUCAAAGGAAAGAGCCACGACAGGCUUCCUCGCCCCCUCUGUGUCAGUGUCAAGAUAUCCCCAAAGGGCAUCCCUGAUGGACACAGGAGGGAGGCUCUGAAGAAGCUGGGACUGCUGAAGGAGUAGCGUAGGCCACUGGCAUAGCCAGCACCAACCCACCACAAGAGACUGGCUCUGCCUAGAGCCUUUGCAGCCUCACAGCUCAGGGCUGGCAUCUUCCCUGUCUGAGGUGAAGAAGGAAGAGGCUUGAGCCCAAGCGUAUGUUUGCACUCAGAGCAAUUGUGCUGUUGAGUACUUGCAUAGAUCAUUUUGAAGAUUGGUCCCACAGGGGGAGAGAGAGAGUAGUGUGUGUGUGUGUGUGUGUGUGUGUGUGUGUGUGUGUGUGUGUGUGCAAGAGAAAGAGAGGGAAAGAGAGGGAGGAGGGACUUACAUAUCACUGACACUAUUUAUGUAACACAAGGAGUCACUGUUGAGAACUCUGUUCUUAGUUGAGAUUUUACAAGUGUAAAAUAAAGUUCAGCCCAUUCCAGAGCUGAGUGGAGCAGAGUGGCCAAACCUGAGAAGCAAAGUCAAAUGAGACAAAGGAGGUAAAAGCAACUUAAAAAGAUCAAUUACAUUGAGCCCAUGACUGGUCACAUGAAAUAGGGGGCAGGUUUCUGCAGUAGAUGGAGACUGGUGUUUGCUGUGCCCCUCCAUCAGGGCCCUCUGGACACAUUCUGAGGCCAUGGGGAUCUGGCUCAGUGUCUUUGCCCACCGCCUCUGCCCAUCUUUCUUACAGUGUAGUACAUAUUCCUGUCUCGAGACCUCAUACUUCACUGAGAGCAGAGCCACUCCCCAGCCUGAGAAAGCUGAAUAAAUGGCCAUGUAUUCCUCCAUUUCUACCUGGAAAAAUUCUUGCCAUAGGCUUGAUGAAUACAGUAAUAAACUGUGCCAUGGCCCAUGA
This is a messenger RNA of Meriones unguiculatus (Mongolian gerbil), 2930 nucleotides long. It is a transcript of the gene C18H1orf116, whose product is annotated as chromosome 18 C1orf116 homolog. Bases 308 to 2113 code for a protein of 601 amino acids. The transcript has 4 exons. NCBI's taxonomy places the organism in Eukaryota, Metazoa, Chordata, Mammalia, Rodentia, Muridae. The record is from RefSeq and is a predicted model, not a curated record.